Eruca vesicaria subsp. sativa (arugula) is the source of this 1265-nucleotide messenger RNA. Lineage: Eukaryota; Viridiplantae; Streptophyta; Magnoliopsida; Brassicales; Brassicaceae. The record is from the annotation of a GenBank genome assembly.
AUGGGUUCGGCGAUGGGAGAUGAGAAAGACGCGUUUUACGUUGUCCGAAAGGGAGACAUCGUUGGUGUGUAUCGAAGCUUGAGCGAAUGCCAACAACAAGCUGCCUCUUCUGUAUCAGAUCCACCGAUGAGUGUGUACAAAGGAUAUGGUUGGCCACAGGGAGCACAAGACUUGAUAUCCUCUUUUGGGCUUAAGAACGCUCUCUUCUCUGUCAAUGCUUCUCAUCUCAAACAUGAUGAUGAUGCCGUCUUUGGGAAACUCAUUCCUUGUCCUCUUCAGCAACCAUCUUCUUCUUCCCAAGGAGAGUCUCUCGACAAGCCUUUCCAGCCUAAGAGAUUAUUGCAACAAAUGGAAACUGAUGAAUCAAGUUUCUUUGCCUCUAAUCAUCCACAAAAGCAUCUUAAGAUUGAAAGUGGCAGCGGCAUGGUUCCUCGCCUUGCUGUUCCUUCCAGUCAGUUGACUCAGCGUCCCAUACUUCAAAAUGAUUCGUGUAACAUUGAGUUUGACGGUGCCUCAAAAGGAAACCCUGGGAAAGCUGGUGCUGGAGCUAUUCUCCGUUCUUCACAUGAUAACAGUGUGCUCUUCUAUUUGCGCGAGGGUGUGGGAAUUGCCACUAACAACGUUGCAGAGUAUCGAGCUCUCAUUCUUGGUCUCAAGUCUGCUCUUAACAAAGGCUUUAAGAAUGUCCGCGUCCAGGGAGAUUCAAUGCUUGUCUGUAUGCAGGUCCAGUUACACUCUGCUUCACCCUAUCGUUCUUCUUUCUUUGUUCCAGUAUCAUCUCUAACUGUUUGGGAGCAGGUUCAAGAUCUAUGGAAAACUAAACACCCGAAAAUGGCUGAGCUUUGUAAACAGGCCAAGGAGCUUAUGAAGCAGUUUAAAUCAUUCCAUAUCCAACACAUUGACAGGGAAUUCAAUUCUGUUGCUGAUGCACAAGCUAACCAUGCCAUCAACCUCCCAGAGGGUCAAACGAAAGAGAUUGCAGGCGGCUAGAAGAAUACAAGAAAUUCAACUAAUUAAUUUAUAUAUUUCUGUUUGCUGGUUUAUGGGAUCUUGUCUUUAAUAUGCUAGCAGUAGUAUGUGUUAACAUGAUGAAGGAACAUGUUCUUGUGCUCUGUCCCCUGCCUGUUGAAUUCCCAAGAACAUGUCUAUCUUUUGCUUAUAUUCUGUUCAAAAGUGAUAAUGUUUUGUAUUUUCUCUACUUGAAAACAUUAUCAACGUUUCCUUGUUAUGCGGUCUUAUUUGUUUAUUCAAACCAUUAGUUCACA